AUGAAGGCAUCCUGGGCAGCCGUUGGCGCUUUCUUGUCGCUCGUUCACCAGAGCUCUGCCAACCUCGACGUCAUUACUCUUCCGGCGAACGGCAAUACAUGGAUCAAGGAAGCUGUCGCGACGCUUGUUCUUGGAGACGUGCCUAACCCCAUCACGGGAGACGUUGCGCUGUGGAGUGCGAUCAUGAUGGAUCAGGAGGAUUUUCUUCAGGGAAUCACCCAGAACUCACCGGGAAGCACAUGGUGCCAGAACUUGGGUAAAAACUGGUGCAAUUUUGCCUACACUCUGAAGGGCUCAUCUGUCACCAACGGCACACCAGUCAAGGCUUCGCCUGGAGAUCGCGUCAAGACUCACUACAAGCUGAACUCGACCACGAACUUGUGGGAUCAGAACCUUUACAUCAACGACAAGCUGGUAUCCCAUGUCUCAACCAGCAAGGGACAGCACGGAAAGAUUUUCUAUGUUUCGAUCGAGUGCGCAGCUCAGCCUUGCACCACUGCACCGGCUCAUAGCUGGGAGAAUAUCACCGUCACUCUGAACCAAGCGGAUCAGUCCUUCAAGCAUACCGGAUCUUGGGAGUACGAUGCUACCGGCGGAGCGAUGUCAACGGCAGACAACGGAAAGACAUGGAAGUUCGCCAAGCUGAACAUCCCAGCCAUGGUUGCAGCAUAA
Macroventuria anomochaeta is the source of this 672-nucleotide messenger RNA. RefSeq lists its product as uncharacterized. Bases 1 to 672 code for a protein of 223 amino acids. The transcript is spliced from 4 exons. Lineage: Eukaryota; Fungi; Ascomycota; Dothideomycetes; Pleosporales; Didymellaceae. The record is from RefSeq and is a predicted model, not a curated record.